Messenger RNA from Melampsora larici-populina 98AG31, 909 nucleotides. RefSeq lists its product as uncharacterized. The record is from RefSeq and is a predicted model, not a curated record. The transcript has 4 exons. Lineage: Eukaryota; Fungi; Basidiomycota; Pucciniomycetes; Pucciniales; Melampsoraceae. The coding region runs from base 1 to 909 and encodes 302 amino acids.
AUGGAAGGAAAUGGACCUACAGGCUUGAUGGUGAUUCCAGAAUUCUAUGCACUCAAGCUGCAUCUUGCCAAUUGGGUAAAAGACCUUCAAGUUGGAAAUGCACUUCUACCCAUGAUUGUGUUGAUGCAAGACCGUUUCUAUGAGCAAGCCUUUGGGCCUCAUCACUUCCACACAAUCCGCGCUGGUAUGCUCUUGCAAGAGAAAUUCACAAAGCGUCAGAAAGAGAUUGGCUCGCCUCAGGCAACUGAAAUACCAGCAGCAACCUCUGACUCAAAUUCAACUACCUCAGCAAAGGCGAGCUCAGACGUCAACAUCUUUCAGCUAUUCAAAGCUCAAGAGCCCCAGGCACAGGUAGAUGAAAUGGCUGAUUACCUGCAGGGAACACAUCCAAUGUUGGCUAAGGAUGAUACUAGGGAAUGCAAGGCCAUAAUACCAUGGUGGAGUAUUCACGGAAAAUCACAUGAUCACUGUACACCGUGUACAUGGAUUGCGCAGCUCAAUCGACUGUACAGCGCUGUAGUACACCCCAUCCCGUGUACACCUUCUCCCAGACGUGUGUGGCGUGUGCCACGACUUUAUUGUCUGUACACCCAUCAAAACGGGCUGAGCCGUCAGCGACUCAGCCGUUCCCAAAACCUCGAAACAAUGUUUUUGGCUGAAAUCGUUGCAAACGGCCGUUUCACACAUCGUCUUCACCCAUUCUCAAUCAUCACACCAGCUCCAAAGGUCCGGAUAGGUGUGCUGGUCAAAUUAUCACAAUCAUCCGACCAAUUUUCACAGAUCCUAACGCACCACACGAAAUUACUUUCAUCACCACAAAAACCUCAUCCACAGGAGUCAGCUAAACCAAUUGAUCAAAUCAAAGCAGUAUUUGAUCUAGAACAAUUACUCAAAGGUCUUAUUGAUUGA